Molecule: messenger RNA, 226 nt
Organism: Entrophospora candida
Lineage: Eukaryota; Fungi; Glomeromycota; Glomeromycetes; Entrophosporales; Entrophosporaceae
Source: the annotation of a GenBank genome assembly
UGAUGAUGAUGGUUAUGAAAAUAAAAGAAGGAAAGAAGAAACGUCAGAAUUUCAACAAUCUACAUGGAUGUGGAUAAGCAAUUUAAUUAAUUUACAAGAGCUCAUGGAUGUUGUAAGCAUGGCUGACACUACAAAUUUUGAACUUUCACUGAGGACAUUCAAUUUACUAACAUUACUGAAAGAGAUAUAUGCUAAAGUUGUAUUUUCAUUAUUACACAUUGUUUUA